Messenger RNA from Glossina fuscipes, 633 nucleotides. RefSeq lists its product as uncharacterized. Lineage: Eukaryota; Metazoa; Arthropoda; Insecta; Diptera; Glossinidae. Bases 95 to 445 code for a protein of 116 amino acids. The record is from RefSeq and is a predicted model, not a curated record. The transcript is spliced from 4 exons.
AUAAGAUGAUAAUAAAUUCUUGAUUUAGCAACAGUGGCUGGAGAAGAGUGUAGCAUUUUGUCGACGGUGAAAAAAAGAUAAAACCAUUGGAAAUAUGGAAACUGAAAGUAAAACUGAAGAAAUUAAAAAAACUGCUGAAAUUUCUGCCAACGAUAAGUCGGUGGAGAAUGAUAAAAAAUCAAACGAUGAGGGUGGAGGUGAUAAAAAAAUUACUGAUAAUUCAGUAGAUGAGAAAACAACAACGACAGCAACUAUGGCAGUAAAAAAUGCAACCGGUGCACAAACUGACGAGGAAAAAGAAGAUAAGUCAUUCAAAGAGCAAGAAGAGAAAACUGAAGAUAAACUGGAUUCGAAAAAACCGGAAGAUAUUAAUAAUUCUACGGGAAUGAUUCCAAAAAGGAGGAGGAUGAAGAAAUGGAAAAUAAAGAGAAGAAUGGUAGCAUAGACAAUGAAAAAAAAGUUACAGACGAUAAAGAAAAGAAAGAAAGUGGUAAAGAGGCAAAGGAAGGUGAAGAAGAGGUAGAUGAUGAUGAAAAUGUUGUAGCUUUGGCCGAAAUUGACAAAAUCAAUGAAAACAUCAAUAAGACACGCGUUGAUGGAUUACAAACUCUGCACACGAUUUGUUUCGGUUCA